Parnassius apollo (apollo) is the source of this 948-nucleotide messenger RNA. NCBI's taxonomy places the organism in Eukaryota, Metazoa, Arthropoda, Insecta, Lepidoptera, Papilionidae. The record is from the annotation of a GenBank genome assembly.
AUGCCCUUACAUAACAGCACUGGAAAACGUAGUACUCCAUCCAUCGAGUGGGAGGGCACCCUAUGCGAAUAUGUAUGCACUUACAUAACAGCACUGGAAAACGUUUGUACUUCAUCCAUCGAGUGGGAGGGCACCCUAUGCGAAUAUGUAUGCACUUACAUAAAAGAACUGGAAAACGUUAGUACUUCAUCCAUCGAGUGGGAGGGCACCCUAUGCGAAUAUGUAUGCCCUUACAUAACAGCACUGGAAAACGUUAGUACUCCAUCUAUCGAGUGGGAGGGCACCCUAUGCGUAUAUGUAUGUACUUACAUAACAGCACUGGAAAACGUUAGUACUUUAUCCAUCGAGUGGGAGGGCACCCUAUGCGAAUAUGUAUGCACUUACAUAACAGCACUGGAAAACGUUAGUACUUCAUCCAUCGAGUGGGAAGGCACCCUAUGCGUAUAUGUAUGUACUUACAUAACAGCACUGGAAAACGUUAGUACUUUAUCCAUCGAGUGGGAGGGCACCCUAUGCGAAUAUGUAUGCACUUACAUAACAGCACUGGAAAACGUUAGUACUUCAUCCAUCGAGUGGGAAGGCACCCUAUGCGAAUAUGUAUGCACUUACAUAACAGCACUGGAAAACGUUAGUACUUCAUCCAUCGAGUGGGAGGGCACCCUAUGCGAAUAUGUAUGCACUUACAUAACAGCACUGGAAAACGUUAGUACUUCAUCCAUCGAGUGGGAGGGCACCCUAUGCGAAUAUGUAUGCCCUUACAUAACAGCACUGGAAAACGUUAGUACUCCAUCCAUCGAGUGGGAGGGCACCCUAUGCGAGUAUGUAUGCCCUUACAUAACAGCACUGGAAAACGUUUGUACUCCAUUCAUCGAGUGGGAGGGCACCCUAUGCGUAUAUGUAUGCCCUUACAUAACAGCACUGGAAAACGUUAGUACUCCAUCCGUCUAG